Molecule: messenger RNA, 2640 nt
Organism: Dictyostelium purpureum
Lineage: Eukaryota; Evosea; Eumycetozoa; Dictyosteliales; Dictyosteliaceae
Exons: 5
Coding region: 1-2640 (879 amino acids)
Source: RefSeq, a predicted model, not a curated record
AUGGAUAUAACUUCCAAGCCAGAUACUGCAACUACAUCUCUGCAUGAACAACACCAAAAUGUAGAAAAAUUGUUAUCAGUUAAUAAAUCACCCUUAGACUCACCAUCAAAAACCCUAGCCAGAACUUUUAAUAUUAGAACUAUUAAUAGUGAAAAAAAAUCGAGACCCUCUUUUCUUCAACUUCAAAAUGCUAAUGUCCCAUCCUCUUCAUCCUCAUCAUUGUCAUCAUCAACUAAUUACGGUGUAAAUCCUCAAGAGACUGGAAUGGUACCACCAUCACCUCAUUAUACGAUUAGAAAACAUAAUGCAGACAUAUCAUUCCCAUCUCCAGCAAAACAACAGCAACAACAAGAUGAUUACGAUCAAAUUCAAUAUAAUCCCAAUAGUUCUUAUAAAGACAAUUCAGAUGUUGAGGAAAAGUUACAAAAAAUAAUAGACAAUCCAGAAGGCUAUCAAACACAACCAGAAUUAGAAAUCCUUAUACAACAGUUGGUCCCAGAAUUGGACCGCGCCGAAUUAUUGUCUAUAAUAAAUAGAAUUCGUUGUGAUGAAAAUGGAAAUGUAGCAAAUAAUGAAUUGAUCAAUUUUAUGGAAAACUAUCCUAUUAUAAAUUCUAUGGAAGAUGAGUUUGAAGGUCAUCCUAUUAAUAAUAUAGAAUUUUAUGAGUAUGGUAAAAACUCAUUAUCAAUACAUACAAAACAUAAACAACAAAAUACCCAACCAGCUGCAGAUUUUGGUGAUUUUGGUGAUUUAGGUGUCCAAAUAAAUGGUCUAUUUAAACAAUCUGAAGAAACCCAACAAGAUGUAUUUAAUCAAUUAAAAGUUCUUCGUGAAUAUUUUUUUCAAUUAAAAAAGGAACCUAUUAAUAAAGAUAAUGAUACUAACAUUAAUGAACCUUAUCAUAGAUGUUUAAGAUUGGAAGAAGAAAAUUCAAAAUUAUAUAUCGAAAAAAAAAAAUUAGAAGAAGAAAGUUAUAUAUUUAAAAAAGAAAUAUCAAAUUUAAAAGAAAUUGAAAGGAAAAGAAUAGAUCAGUUUACUCAUAUGGAAAAAGAAUCCGCAAUAAAAGAGAAUGAGUCUUUAAAAAAGAUUGAAGAGUUUAAAAAAAUUAUAUCAACAUUGAAGAUGAUUCUUAAUGAUGUAUUAAGUCAUCAUAGACGGAAUCUAAUUGAAAUCUCUCCUGCUUAUCGUUGUAUCUCUUUUAUUUAUAAAUUCACAAACAAAAUGUCCACAAAUAAUAAUCAAAUUGAUGAUGGUGGCAACAUGGAUACUAUUGAUUGUACCAUCCCACCUCAAAAUAACCAACAUUCUGCCCAAAAUCCAUUUUCUACACCAAAUACUCACCAAAACACCCACCCAGAAUACCCAAAAAGUACUCCAAAACUUAAUAAAUCUCAUAACCCAUUUAACACUUUAAACAUAUCAAAAACCCAAAAUUAUAAAAACAAAAAUUACCAUCCAAACACAUCAUUUAUUUCGACCCCAAAUUUUAAAAAAAAUAUUUUAAAUAAUAUUAUUAAGAAUAAUGAACCAAUCCUCUUUUUUGAACCACCAACUACACAACAUCCCAACAUAAUCACCAUAAUCCAAAACUUUACCGGUGCGCCUGAAGUAAACCAAACAAAGGACAAAAUUAUUGUAACAUUUACAAAUGAUAUGUCAAGAGACAUUUUCCUAAAAAGUCUUUCAAAUCAAAAUAUUAUUAAAAUCAACUCUGGAAAAGAAAUCCUAGAACUUAAAUUCACAGUUCCAGAACCAUUUGGCCUACAACCAGAUAAUAUAUCCCUUUAUAUUGAUUUUAAUGCAAUAUCAUCACAAAUAUUAAUCAAAAAAUUCAAUCCAACAACACUCAAAUAUAUCACCCAAAUAAACAACUUUCAAACUGAUAAAUUUGACCAAUCGGUCACUAUUAAUCAUUUAACACUAAAAUUUAACUCAUGCUUAGAAAGAUCACUAUUUCUCUUCCAUAAUAAUAACCAUAUAAACACCAGUUCAUCAGAGCUCCCAUACAACCACCACCACUUCACCUUAAGAUCAACACAUUUAAAUCUUGGUCCACUAAAGUCAAACACCAUUAUCCUAGACGAUUGUACAAUUAAUAUUGAAUCGUUCAUCUACACCAAAAAUCAACAUGUUCUACUUAACAAAUUCUCAAUUUGUAACAAACCACUUAACCCAAGUAAACAACUAAAACUUGAUUUAUGGUUAACUCAUAUUGGCUCCACCAAAUUAAAUGAUGAAAUUAUAUCUUUAAUUUCAUUAGAUCAUACCACUACAUUACCUACCUCUCUACUUACCACCGACGAAAAAAUUAAUUCAUUCGAAAACGAAUGCUCACACUUAUUAAAAAAUUUAAUCAUUCAAAUCCAACCACUAUUAGGAUUUAGGGCCGCCAUCAUUUGCAACUACACAGAUAUUGAAGAUCUUUUACAUGUCGUAAAAUGUUCAACAUGCACAAACAAUAAAAUUUCAGAAACAAUAAUUGAAUAUUUUAAUUUAUUAAAAAAAUUUAAUAAAAAAUCAAAACAUGAACUAAAAGAUUUUAUUAUCACAAUGCCACAGCAAGAACAGCCAAUCAACAACAACAAAAACCACCACAAAAACAACAAAAGACAUCGUACAUAUAAUAAUGGAAGAGAAUAA